Syzygium oleosum is the source of this 5768-nucleotide messenger RNA. RefSeq lists its product as uncharacterized. The record is from RefSeq and is a predicted model, not a curated record. Gene Ontology annotation, molecular function: calcium ion binding; ATP binding; protein kinase activity. Lineage: Eukaryota; Viridiplantae; Streptophyta; Magnoliopsida; Myrtales; Myrtaceae. Gene Ontology annotation, biological process: protein phosphorylation; recognition of pollen. The transcript is spliced from 16 exons. Bases 121 to 5451 code for a protein of 1776 amino acids.
AGCAAUCAUCCAUGUCAUCCCGAAGCUGCACCAGAAUUUUGCGUUAGAGCGAGGAGCAUGAGUCGCAUAGAGGCAACUGAAAUGUUAAUUUGAAACUGUGGGGUCAACUCAGCCUCUGGCAUGAAUUCGCUGGCCUCUUGUUUUAGGGAAGGUGUAUAUAUGGGGAAGAGCAAGAGAAAAUCAUUUGAAGGCAUUGAAAUGAAAAGUCAUUCUCUCUUCACCUUCUUGUACUCUUUUAUGGUCUUUCUUUCGGUGCUAGGCUUGUCAGAUGCAGGUGACUCGUUAGGUUCAGGCCAGUCCAUUAUUGAUGGAGAGACACUUGUUUCCUCAGGGCAAAGCUUUGAGCUCGGCUUCUUCUCUCCGGGCAACUCCAAGAACAGUUUCUUGGGGAUAUGGUACAAGAUCACUCCCGAGACAGUCGUGUGGGUUGCCAACAGGAACAACCCGCUUGCCGAUUCAAAUGGUACUCUUACAAUUACUAAUGAUGGAGCACUUGUUCUUCUCAACCAGUCAAAGAGUGUCGUUUGGUCUUCAAAUUCCUCGGGGACACUUACCAAUCCGGUUGCUCAGCUUUUGAACUCGGGAAAUCUCGUUCUUAGAGAGAAUAGCAGUUCAAGUUCUGAUGAAUAUUCAUGGCAGAGUUUCGAUUACCCAUCUGACACACUAUUGGCUGGUAUGAACAUGGGGUUGAACUUGGCAACUGGUUUAGAGACGUACCUGACUUCCUGGAGAAGCGCAGAUGAUCCGUCCCCUGGAGACUAUAUGUACAGACUAAACAUUCAGGGGUUGCCACAAUGGGAAUUAGUCUCGACAAGUUCGGUAAUAAAGUUUCGGACAGGACCGUGGAAUGGAGCUCAAUUCAGUGGUGCUUCCAUGGAAGUAACUUCAGUCUCCAAGCCUGAACUAAUUUACAACAUGAGCGAGAUAUAUUUCAUUUAUGAGCCUCCAUCAGAUGGAGUCGUUACAAGAGUCACGUUAAACCAGUCUGGAUUACUACAACGACUCGUGUAUAUGAAUUGGAGCACUGCAUGGGAUAUUAUGUACUCAAUUCCAAAUGAUUUAUGUGACAAUUAUGCGAAGUGUGGUGCCAAUGGUUUCUGCAGAAUUCACCAGGCUCCGAUAUGCAAAUGCUUACAUGGGUACACGCCCAAGUCGCAGGAGGAAUGGGACGUGCUUAACUGGUCUUCGGGCUGUGUGAGAAUACUACCCCUUAAUUGUUCAAAUGGAGAGGGCUUCUUGAAACUUUCUGGGGUGAAGCUGCCUGACCUGAUAGAUUUCUGGUUAGACAAGAACAUGAGCCUCAAUGAUUGCAAGGCCGAGUGCUUGAAGAAUUGUUCAUGUGUAGCUUAUGCUAAUUCAGAUGUUACAGGAGGAGGUAGUGGCUGCCUAAUGUGGUUUGGCAACCUAAUCGAUAUUAGAGAAUUUCAAGUUCACUACAAGCAGGAUAUAUUCAUACGACUACCAGCUUCUGAACUAGAUGCAAUCCAAAGUCCCAACAAGAAGAAAAGAUUGAUCAUCAUAGGGAUUCCAGCCAUUUCGGGAUUGUUCAUUCUGGCCGUGGCAAUUUGGGUUAUUUACAGGAGGAGAAGACUGAAGGGGAGAGGUUGGAGAAGUGGAAAAGAUGACUUUGACUUGCCGUCAUAUGAUUUUGCUACGAUCGCUGCUGCUACUGACAAUUUCUCUAGGAGGAAUAUGAUUGGAGAGGGUGGCUUUGGCCCUGUCUUCAAGGGCAAUCUUUCGGUGGAUCAAGAAAUAGCAGUAAAGAGGCUGUCAAAGAAUUCGGGACAAGGUCUUGAAGAGUUUAUGAAUGAAGUAGCUCUGAUUGCAAAACUUCAGCACAGGAAUCUCGUAGGACUGGUGGGCUGCUGCACCGACAGAGAGGAAAGAAUUUUAAUUUACGAAUUUAUGCCUAAUGGAAGCUUAGAUCGUUUCAUUUUUGAUCAGGAUAAAAGCUUCUCGUUGGCUUGGAAAAAAAGAUUUGACAUUGUUAUGGGAAUUGCACGAGGACUUCUGUAUCUCCACCAAGAUUCAAAACUUCAAAUUAUUCACAGAGACUUAAAGGCGAGCAACAUUUUGCUAGAUGCCAACCUAAAUCCUAAAAUCUCAGACUUUGGCUUGGCUAGGAUCUUCGGUGGUGAUGAAAAUGAAGCAAAAACUAGCAGAGUGAUAGGAACCUACGGCUAUAUGUCCCCAGAGUAUGCUUUCGAUGGGAAGUUUUCCGUGAAAUCCGAUGUGUUUGGCUUUGGAGUGCUCUUAUUAGAGAUUAUAAGCGGCAAAAAGAAUAGAGGGUUCUGCCAUCCGAACCACCACCACAACCUUCUUGGGCACGCAUGGUUGCUUUGGACCCAAGGCCGGCCCUUGGAAAUUCUCAACGAAUCAUUGUGCGACUCUGCCGUCAAGUCUCAAGUAGAAAGAUGCAUCCACGUCGGGUUGUUGUGCGUCCAAAAGUUUCCUGCAGACAGGCCAGCCAUGUCAACGGUCGCUUCCAUGCUGGGAAGCGAAGGAAUGGUUCUGCCUCAACCUAAGCAGCCAGGUUUCUUCAUGGAAAGAAGCCCGGAAAACGCAAGUCCAGCUUCAACAAUGGAAGAUUAUUAUACAAAUUGUGCGGUGACAAUCACAAUGCCAGCACCCAGAGCCGAGUCGAGCUUCCACGACUUCUUGCCCACCAUGGCCCACAAGCUGGGCGGCGAGGGCCUGAUCGGGGAGCUGUGUAAUGGGUUCAACCUCUUGGUGGACGGCGACCGAGGGGUCAUCACGUUCGACAGCCUCAAGAGGAACUCCGCCCUCCUGGGGCUGCAGGACUUGAGCGACGACGACCUGCGCUGCAUGCUGAGGGAAGGCGACUUCGACGGCGACGGCGCGCUCAACCAGAUGGAGUUCUGCGUCUUGAUGUUCAGAUUAAGCCCCGAGCUGAUGGAGGAGUCGGAGUUCUUGUUGGAAGAGGCCCUCCGGAAGGAAGCCACGCACAUGGACAUCCUCUGUCUUCUGCUUUUCACAGAAAGCUUGAUCUGGUUCUCGGGAUUCUCGGUUGCAGUUGACACAGUAAAUGCAUCUCAAUCAAUCAGUGAUGGGGAGACACUAGUUUCGAGUGAUGGAACCUUCGAAUUGGGAUUUUUCAGUCCAGGUAAUCUCACGGAUCGGUACUUGGGAAUUUGGUAUAAGAAUGUCCCUGUAAAAACCGUUGUCUGGGUUGCAAACAGAAGCAACCCAAUCAAUGACUCUUCAGGCACUUUGAUGGUUGUCAGCACAGGCAAGCUGGUCCUCCUCAGCCAGAAUAAGAGCGUCGUUUGGUCAACUGACUCUACGAAACAGGCCCAGACUCCAGUUUUACAGCUCUUGGAUAGUGGAAAUCUUGUGCUGAGAGACGACGGAAAUGACAGUCCGGAUACUUAUUUAUGGCAAAGCUUUGAUUACCCAUCUGACACAUUUUUGCCGAACAUGAAGAUUGGAUGGGAUGCAAAUAGCGGUCUAGAACGGCACUUAACUUCUUGGAAGAGUCUUGAUGACCCGUCUCCUGGAGAUUUCACUUGGGGGUUGGAGAGAAGUAACUACCCUGAGCUUGUAGCAUGGAAGGGAUCAACUAAGUACUUCAGAAGUGGACCUUGGAAUGGACUCCGUUUCAGCGGCGCACCACAGUCAGGAGCUAAUCCUGUCUUUUCAUAUAAGUUCAUAUACAAUGGAACUGAGGUGUACCAUACAUUCGAUGUGGAGAACAAAUCGGAGCUCGUUAGGAUUGUUGUGAAUCAAACUAACUAUCUAUGGGAACUCUCCACUUGGAAUGAAGAUUCUCAAAGCUGGAUGCUCUUCCUUUCAGUUCCAAAGGACUAUUGUGACAAUUACGGCCUUUGUGGUGCCUAUAGCAAAUGCUUGACCGAUAAGUUGCCGUAUUGCCAGUGCCUGAAAGGAUUUUCGCCUAAGUAUCCGGACAAGUGGAACUCAAACGAUUGGUCACAAGGAUGUGCCAGGGAUGAGCUUUUGAGUUGCAAUGAUGGUGAUGGAUUUAUCAAAAAUACUCAGAUGAAAUUGCCAGCUACAACACAUACUUGGGUGGAUGGCAGCUUAAGCCUCAAGGACUGCAGAACGAGAUGCUUAAAGAACUGUUCAUGUACAGCGUACACAAAUUCAGAUAUCAGAGGGAAAGGCAGCGGUUGUGUGUUGUGGUUUGGUGAUCUUAUUGAUAUGAGACAGUUUCCAAGUGGCGGCCAAGACAUAUACAUUCGGAUGUCAGCUUCUGAAAUAGGGAACAGUAACCGCAAACUGUUGAUAACUGCUAUUGUCAUACCAGCAAUUGGAUUACUUGCUGCCAUGCUCACGGCCCUCUAUUGUGUUUUCAGGAGCAGGAUGAACUCUGGAGAGAGAACCGAAAAUGUGACAGAAGUUUUAGUGAAUGAAGGCACCGAGGAUGACCUGGAGCUCCCACUCUUUGAUCUAAUUACACUUGCAAAAUGCACAAACAAUUUUUCAAUCGAAAACAAGCUCGGUGAAGGUGGUUUUGGACCCGUAUAUAAGGGUACACUGGUAGAUGGACGACAAAUUGCUGUGAAGAGACUUUCAACUAUCUCUCGACAAGGAUUGAAGGAGUUCAAGAAUGAAGUCACAUUGAUUGCACGACUCCAGCACCGAAAUCUAGUAAAGCUUCUUGGUUGUUGCAUUCAGGGAGAAGAAAAAAUGCUUAUCUAUGAGUACAUGGAAAACAGAAGUUUGGACGCCUUUAUCUUUGAUCCGGCUAGAGGUAGACUAUUGGAUUGGAGUAAGCGGUUCCACAUUAUCUGCGGUGUUGCAAGGGGCCUUCUUUAUCUUCAUCAAGAUUCAAGAUUGAGGAUUAUUCAUAGAGAUCUAAAAGCAAGUAAUGUCUUACUUGAUGCUGAGAUGAACCCAAAAAUUUCAGAUUUUGGCCUGGCUAGAAUGUUUGGUGGGGAUCAAACAGAAGGGAAUACAAGUAGAGUGGCGGGCACCUAUGGCUAUAUGGCACCUGAAUAUGCAAUCGACGGGCUGUUCUCAGUUAAAUCAGAUGUCUUCAGUUAUGGCAUUUUGGUCCUAGAGAUUAUAAGUGGAAAAAGAAACAGAGGAUUAUAUCAUUCGGAGAGCAACCUCAUUGGACAUGCCUGGGAAUUGUACAAAGCAGGCAGAUCGAUCGAACUAAUUGAUAUGGACUCGGUAGAUACAUGCACUCUAUCUGAAGUGUUGCGGUGCAUUCAUAUUGCUCUGCUGUGUCUGCAAGAGCAUCCUGAGGAUAGGCCAACGAUGUCACAUAUCCUGAUGAUGUUCAGCAGUGAGAAUACACUGCCUGUGCCCAAACAACCAGGUUUCCUCAUAGACAGAUAUCCACGUAAAGAAAGUUCCUCAUCCAGCAAGGUUGAAUCGUUGUCAGCGAAUGAAAUUGAGUUUUGGGAUAAUAGCAAUUCUAAGCAUUACACUGAACCGUCCCCGAAAUUCUUUCGACAGCAGUAGGGGGAAGCAGUUCAUGCUGAACCAGAAAGGCCACAGGAUUUGUUCUCUUGAUUCGAAGGUGGAGGGAGUGAAUGUUUCUUUUCUCGGAAGCGAAUCUCUAGCGACCAGGUUUCCUGGUAGACAGAAAUCAGCAUAGAGAAAAUCCCUCAUCCAGCAAGCAUAAAUCAUCAUCAGUUAAUGUAGUUACUUUUACACUUAUUGAGGCUCGAUUGAAGAUCCAGCAACUUUGUACAUGUAAUCCGUCACUAGGAAACUUUUUGCUUAGCCAUUUCAUUGUUAGUGAGCCUUUGAGAUUCACUGCAGAAGAUGUCACUUUA